Molecule: messenger RNA, 1844 nt
Organism: Planococcus citri (citrus mealybug)
Lineage: Eukaryota; Metazoa; Arthropoda; Insecta; Hemiptera; Pseudococcidae
Product: lysosomal proton-coupled steroid conjugate and bile acid symporter SLC46A3-like
Exons: 6
Coding region: 77-1483 (468 amino acids)
Biological process (GO): transmembrane transport
Cellular component (GO): membrane
Molecular function (GO): transmembrane transporter activity
Source: RefSeq, a predicted model, not a curated record
AACUCAACAAUUACCUAGUUAUACAUAUUAAUCGCGAAGCAGUAAAAUUCGCGUACGAGUAUCUUAUAAGUUGAUAAUGGUGUUGUUAAAAAAGUACAACGUGAUCAAAAACAUUACGGUUGAACCCGCUCUGCUUUUUUAUUUUCUGACAUGUGCGUUGAUGGACGUCUUGGACACGAAUUUAUACCUACAGAAAGCAUGCAGAUUCAACACCACUUCAGAGCCAAAUCUCGAUACACCUUGCGACGAUGAAAAACAAGGAAUCCUGUUCGUAUCGUCCGUAAACGGCAGUUAUAGAUUUUGGGAGUACAUGGUGAUGUUGGCCUUGGUAACUUUAUCUUUAUCAUGGAGCGAUGUAGCUGGCAAACAGCGUAAAGUACUGAUAAUCUGGCCAAUUAUCGGUCUAGUCGUCCAGUCCAUUAAUGGUUCUUUGCAGUCGUAUUUCUGGACCUGGUCCCCCUUAAUGGGAGCAUUGGUCGAAAUGGCGAGUCAAGCGUUCAGUGGAGGUUUCCUCAUGGUGUUUUUUGCUGCUCAGUUGUACAUUUGCGAUAUAACUAGUCCGGUUGAUCGAACUAUGAGGACUGGUAUUCUGUUAUCGGUGACAAACAUUUGUCAUCCAAUUGGUACAGGAGUUGCUGGAUUUCUAAUCAGAGGAAUUGGGUUCUUUUAUUCGUUCUCCUUGUGUGUAUUGAUGUCAGUGAUCUCUCUUGUAUGUGCUGUACUUUUCAUCGACGAUAUUUCUGUACCAGUGGAGAAUAAGGUUUCUAUUUUGGGUGUAUUCAAUUUUACUCGGAUCGUUGACAGUUUCAGAAUAACGUUCAAGAAGAGCCUGGGGAAGAAAAGAAUCGUGGUUUUGUUUUUGGUUUUGGUGCAUAUCGUUGUGCUGUUUUCUAAUGAAGGAGAAAAGACCGUGUUUUAUUUAUGGGUCAGGUAUAAAUUCAAAUGGGAUGAGCGGAUGUUUAGCGUUUACCAGUCUUAUAAGAUGGUCGGUAUAAUUGUAGGUACAAUGUUUUGUUCUAUUAUACUGAGUAGAAUAUUGAAAAUACAUGAUGGAAUUAUCGGCACAUUUGCUGGGUUCUGGGAUAUGCUGGCAGCACUUUCUUACAUAUUCGCUACUGAAUUAUGGCAUUUGUAUUUAAUUCCUUUGCUGGAUAUAUUCCAUGGAACUGCGAUCGCCAUUUGUUUUUCUUUUCUGACUAAAUUUUAUGACAGUGACGAGUUUGGUCGAAUAAAUGCUGUUUACAUGUCGUUUACAUUACUGGUUCCGUUUUGCUUGCCUGUGUAUAAUUUCAUCUUUCAAAAAACUUUGGAUACGUUUCCCUCAGCCAUCUUUGUAGUCAGUGUAAUAAUUGAUAUUAUCGUUUGCUUGCUUUAUGAAGGAGCUUAUUUUUUGACGAAAAAAUUUGAAAAUGAACCUGAAGUUGAAUCAAGGACGAAUAAAUCGGUGUGUGAGAACACUAGUGAAGCUGCAAAGAAAAUUUAAUGAUAAAUUGUCAUACUUGCUUUGUAGAAUUCUAUUUGUGUGAGAGGCUGGUGAUUCAAUUACAAUGUGUGGUGAAAACAGUUUUUCUGAUUUUUAUGAAUUUAACACUAGCCCACCACAUCCCCUAAAUUUUUCUUUUUUUGGACAAUGUUUGAUAACACCAUUAUACUUUCUACUGGGUGUGCAUGAAAGUUUUAUGUUUCAUUUUGCAUGUUCAACGAAUUGUCCAUUCUUUCAUUUAAACCAGAAAAAUCAUUGAAAAAGUAGGCCUGGACAAUUUUCUCUUUGAUUAUAAAAUAGGUAGGUAAUGAAUUUUCUGUGUUUUUUUUAUUCGAUUAAAAAAUUACAAUUUUCAAUUUCG